Molecule: messenger RNA, 894 nt
Organism: Pogona vitticeps (central bearded dragon)
Lineage: Eukaryota; Metazoa; Chordata; Lepidosauria; Squamata; Agamidae
Source: RefSeq, a predicted model, not a curated record
GACAAUUUAAUGGAAAACAUCAUCAACGGCUUCAUUCUCCUUAUCAGCCUUUUGGGUCUUGUGGGAAAUGGAGUGGUCAUCUGGCUCCUUGGCUUCCGAAUUAAGAGGAACCCUUACGACACCUACAUCCUCAACCUCUCCGUAGCCGACAUUGGUGUUCUCAUCUGCCUAAUUUUUAUAGCUAUAUCAAACUCUGUGGACACUCAGAAUGGAAUAAUUCCUCCUGUCUAUUUGUACUUUUACAUAAUUUUUGAAUUGUUUUUCUUUGCUUACUCUGCUAGCCAGUUCCUUUUGGCAGCCAUCAGCAUUGAGAGAUGUGUGGCUGUUAUUUUCCCCCUUUGGCAUCAAUGCCACCGGCCACCACAUUUGUCCGCCAUCGCUUGCGCCCUCAUAUGGAUCCUCUCCUUCCUGCUUCCUGCAGUGAGCUUCACUCUACUAUUGGCUGGUAUUUUGCUUGCCCAAAAUUUCUUAUUUCAGCUUAUUGUGAAUGUUUUCCUUUGUGCACCCCUCAUGCUCAUCUCCACUCUGAUCCUGUUCAUUAAAGUCUACAAUAAAGCAAAUCAACGUCAUAAGUGGGGAAAGCUCGUCACAGCCAUCCUACUGGCACUCCUUUUCUUCCUUAUCUUUGCUCUUCCUCUUAAUGUAUUUUAUAUCACUUUAUAUUUUUGUUUUAGAUGUUUUUCUUCUUAUACGUCUUUCUACUCCCUGCUCCCGAUUGGCCUUUUGUGUGCCUCUCUUAACAGUAGUAUCAACCCACUAAUUUAUUUCUUGGUAGGGAAAAGACAGAGGCAGAGUCAAGCAAGGGUGUCCAUGAAGGUGGCACUCGAAAAGGUUUUUGAGGAUGAGCAAGACAGCAAACGAGAGCAGAACACCCAGAGUGAAACCCUGGAGUGA